AGUUUAUAUUGUGCUGGAAUAUAUGGACGCUGGGAGCAUUGCCGAUGUGCUCAGGCGUCAUCCUAAUAAUUUCAACGAAGUGAUGUUAGCAUACGUGGCGAGGGAGUUGCUUCAGGGAUUGGAACACCUUCACGCUUCAAAAGUAAUUCAUCGUGACAUAAAACCUGUAAAUGCUCUUGCAAAUUCGAAAGGCGAAGUUAAAAUAGCGGAUUUUGGUGUCGCAAAAAGGUUUUCUGGUGGAGAUGUAGAAACACUGUCCGCUCAAGGAUCGCUCAUAUAUAUGAGUCCCGAGCGAAUUCAAGGUCAACCGUACUCCUUCAACAGUGAUAUAUGGAGCGUAGGGUUGACAAUAGCAGAAUGCGCGUUGGGGGCAUAUCCUUUUGCGUCGAUGAAGCAUAGCCUAUAUGAUCUUAUGCAAGCUAUUGCUACGAGAACCGCAAGGGUUGAUUGGACAGCUGAUGGCCGUGAGCACAGCUCUGAGCUUAUUGAUUUUGUCGAUCAAUGCCUCCGUCCUGUUAGCUCACGACCGACAGCUACUGAGUUGCUCCAUCAUCCGUUCAUUCAAAAGGCAGCGAAUGUGGAUCCUGCCGAGGCAGGAAGGUGGUUCGUUACUCAAUCCUAA
Messenger RNA from Trypanosoma cruzi, 622 nucleotides. RefSeq names its product protein kinase, putative. Gene Ontology annotation, molecular function: protein serine/threonine kinase activity; ATP binding. The record is from RefSeq and is a predicted model, not a curated record. NCBI's taxonomy places the organism in Eukaryota, Euglenozoa, Kinetoplastea, Trypanosomatida, Trypanosomatidae. The annotation marks the transcript as partial. The transcript has a single exon. Gene Ontology annotation, cellular component: cytoplasm. Gene Ontology annotation, biological process: protein phosphorylation.